Molecule: messenger RNA, 1169 nt
Organism: Oncorhynchus masou masou (cherry salmon)
Lineage: Eukaryota; Metazoa; Chordata; Actinopteri; Salmoniformes; Salmonidae
Product: amyloid-beta A4 precursor protein-binding family A member 1-like
Exons: 6
Biological process (GO): chemical synaptic transmission
Cellular component (GO): cytoplasm; dendritic spine; plasma membrane
Molecular function (GO): amyloid-beta binding; protein binding
Source: RefSeq, a predicted model, not a curated record
GAGACCAUGAUGGAUCACACCCUGAGGACAAUCUCCUACAUCGCUGACAUCGGCAACAUCGUGGUUCUGAUGGCGAGACGCCGUAUGCCCCGCCCAGACUCAACGGACAGUGUGGAGGUGUCUGAACCUGACCAGGAGGAGAAACAAAGCCAGUACAAGAUGAUUUGUCACGUUUUUGAGUCGGAGGAUGCCCAGCUGAUAGCCCAGUCUAUAGGCCAGGCCUUCAGUGUGGCGUACCAGGAGUUCUUGAGGGCCAAUGGCAUCAACCCAGAGGAUCUGAGUCAGAGAGAAUACAGUGAUCUGCUCAACACUCAGGACAUGUACAAUGAUGACCUCAUACACUUCUCCAAGUCUGAGAACUGCAAAGAUGUUUACAUUGAGAAGCAGAAGGGUGACAUUCUGGGCGUGGUGAUUGUGGAGAGUGGGUGGGGCUCCAUCCUGCCCACAGUCAUCAUCGCCAACAUGAUGCAUGCUGGUCCAUCUGAGAAGUCUGGUCGUCUGAACAUCGGAGACCAGAUCAUGUCUAUCAACGGGACCAGUCUGGUAGGACUACCCCUGUCUACCUGCCAGACUAUCAUUAAGGGUCUGAAGAACCAGUCUCGUAUCAAGCUGAACAUCGUACGGUGUCCUCCCGUAACCACGGUGCUCAUCAGACGACCUGACCUCAGAUACCAGCUGGGCUUCAGCGUACAGAAUGGCAUUAUCUGCAGCCUUAUGCGGGGGGGCAUCGCUGAGAGGGGAGGAGUCAGGGUUGGCCACCGCAUCAUCGAGAUCAACAGCCAGAGCGUAGUGGCCACACCCCACGAGAAGAUUGUCCACAUCCUGUCCAACGCCGUGGGAGAGAUUCACAUGAAGACGAUGCCAGCUGCCAUGUACCGCUUGCUAACUGCCCAGGAGCAACCCGUUUACAUGUAGAACCGACCUUCUGACUCUAUCCUGUCCCCUGACCCCUAGCAUCACUGCACCCUAUGUGUGUGAGGCAAUUCCUCCCCCUCUCCCCAAAACCCCAGCUCACCAUUGGAAAAUGAAGCUUAUAUAGCCUUAUGAGUGGACCUGUCAUGUGCUCUGGAUUACUCUCCAAUCCGAUUGUUUUGCUGUGGAGAGUAGAGGUGGGCUGGUUCAAGCCCCUCCCAUUCCGAGGGUUGUUUCCUGCCCUUCUCCCUCGUUCU